Homarus americanus (American lobster) is the source of this 1392-nucleotide messenger RNA. Its product is annotated as coiled-coil domain-containing protein 103-like. Lineage: Eukaryota; Metazoa; Arthropoda; Malacostraca; Decapoda; Nephropidae. The record is from RefSeq and is a predicted model, not a curated record. Gene Ontology annotation, biological process: determination of left/right symmetry; inner dynein arm assembly; epithelial cilium movement involved in extracellular fluid movement. Gene Ontology annotation, cellular component: outer dynein arm. The transcript is spliced from 5 exons. The coding region runs from base 463 to 1179 and encodes 238 amino acids.
UUUCUUUCAAUGGUAUAUAUAGAGUUCCGUAUAUUAUGCAAUACGCAGAAUAAAAGAAAACAAGUAGCAGUGAGUGAGGGAGGGAGGCGGGGUCGUGGUUGGCUCGCCUGGCUGGGUUUAUGUGGUCGCCUGGUUGAUUGUAAACAUUGAGGUGCGUCUUCCCUCAUCUCACUCCAGCAUGAUAAUUUAUUACCUCACUCAUAUUACACCGUGCGCCCGUUCACGCUGAAGUGUACAAUAAAGUUACUGAUUCAAGUUAUUCGCCAUUUCAAGGAGAAAAGCACAAAGACGAGUUUAGAGAGAGGGUUAUAUUAACUUGGAACUACUGAGCUAGGAUGAGCUCCACCAAAGAAAAUAAUUGAAAAUAGUGAAACACAUUGACAUACCGAAGAUUACAUUAUUAGGAAAGAUUACGAAAUACAAGGAAAGUUGGCUCUGUGGAAAUCUAAAUUCUUAAGCGUGAUGGCAUGCGGAGGUUGGGAAGGAAGUGUGGAUGCAAAUCAGCUUGAGGCAAGACUUCGAGCAGGAUUAGAAGCAGAUCGUCGAUAUACAGCAGAAAAUGCAGCCAAGUUACGUGCCAUUCACUCAGCACCAACUUAUGAUGAAUUUAGGCAGCUUGUUCUUGGGGCUCAUCUAAAGCCACUUGAUCGAAAUGAUAAAAGCAAAGUUCGUCCGUCCAUCUGGAAUUCCCUGGCUUCUUCAGCAACUAAGAAGUCGAGUAAGCCACCUCCACAGGACACUGAAAAUUCUGUAUAUCCAACUGAUGUACAAUAUGAUGUUAACAAUCCACCAAGCACUACUGAAGGUCUUGUGCAGUUGUGGGAGCGAUUGGAUUUGGCUGAACGACUUGAGCUGUUACGCAAUUUGUCACCACAAGCAACAGAGAGAUUAGCAGGGGGUCUGGUGGCUGGUGGCCUUUUAGGGGAUGCCAUCACCACACUCUUGGCUUUUACACCAACUGUUAGUGAUGUGGUCAUGGUAGUCAAUAUGUUGCAGGCACUGACACUUGCAAAAAGAUUUACCCUGAGUGUGACAUUAGUGUGUGGAGAGGAGCGAUGGGCAUGGGGUCGACUCCUGGAGAAGCUACAGCUUGCUUUAUCAGAACGACCACAGGACCUUGCCGAGUUGAAUGUUACCGAAUGGACUCUGGCACAGCUUAAGCUCAAAUUUAAUCUUUAGGAUAUUUAAAAUAACACACACACACACACACACAUACUGUAUAUACAGUAUUAAGAAAAAUUACCUUGCUUUGGUUUCGUAAAUAUACCCAAAGAAGCUGACUUUUCUCUUGUUUUAUUAUUAUUCAAACAGUACCGUAAGUACUUAUUUCCAUUAUAAUAAUGGAGACUACAAUUAUACACAAUAUUAAUUUUAUAAAACAUCUUUUUUUUA